Macrobrachium nipponense is the source of this 1806-nucleotide messenger RNA. RefSeq names its product bone morphogenetic protein 4-like. The coding region runs from base 284 to 1756 and encodes 490 amino acids. Gene Ontology annotation, molecular function: growth factor activity; cytokine activity. Gene Ontology annotation, cellular component: extracellular region. The record is from RefSeq and is a predicted model, not a curated record. The transcript has 7 exons. NCBI's taxonomy places the organism in Eukaryota, Metazoa, Arthropoda, Malacostraca, Decapoda, Palaemonidae.
UAUAAUCAGCUUUGAUAUACAUGAUUAUGAUUUUCAUUUUCAUUCUCAUUUCUGUUAGAAAAUAAAACAUUUCUCAUCAAGAAUUGAUAAGCAAAAGGAGACAACCAAAAGUCUCGUUUCGUACCACAAUACAUUUCUAUUUUGGUAAAAGUGAAUCCCUUAAGGUUCGCGCCAAAAUUCUCGAAAGCAGUUCCCAUACGGCCGCGAAGACAUCGGUGUGAAAACUUUCAAGUCCACUCGUGUCCUUUUCCAGGGUGGCGCAGGGCUGCACCUCGGAUGGGUCAUGACGACCAGUGCCCCAACGACCUCGGGACCUUCGCCUCUAUGGAAGGAAGUCGUAAGGACUACGGUUUUCCCAUCUACGGUUUCCAGGGGAUUCCUCCGGAUCGCCCGAGCUGUGGAGGCUGGGCCUCUGAGGAGGACUUGGGCAUUCGAAGACAAAAUGUGUCCUUUAGCAGUGGUUGGAGUUUUCCUCCUCUGGAUUUCUGUGCUUCUCCAGAGCGGGAAUGUCGUCCUCUCUGAAGGAGGUUUUGCUGGAUCUCCUACUCCCUUUGGGGACCUCGAGCAAGAUGUGGAAGGUGUCCCUUUCACCAAAGACCAGGACCUCAAUUCUACAGUCGCUGACCAGUCUAUUGAUGACCCUUGGGACACUGACCUAUUUGGAAUCCUGCAGAAUUCAACAGAAAAUUUCGAAGACUUAAGUCGCAGUAGGAGAAGCGUCCGCGUGCCUGAAUACAUGUGGCAGAUGUACGAUGAUCUCUCUGCGGACGUUGACGCUGAAGGGCGAGAAUAUUGCGAGGAUAAGACAUUUGUCAGUUUCCCUAAUGAAGGAGCAAAAUCCUUCCGUGGCUGCGGAGAUCAGGAGGUCUGGUUCGACCUGAGGAGCCGGAAGGAGUCCUUCGCCGAGGACGUGAUCCUUCGAUCAGCCGAGCUCCACGUCGAGCUCCUCCAGAGGAAGAACAGCGGCGGAAGAGGCUCCUGGGACUUCCCCGCCAAAUCUCGAGGGCGAUAUGUCAACAAGGUCUCCCUCGUCCGAAUCACGAUCGACUUUGACCUCGGCCGAACCACUAUGACUCUUAAGCAAGAGGUCAACGUCCACAAGAACAACGAAGCAGCGUUUGACGUGACACCAUACGUCGAACGACAUCUCAAAGGCGUCAGAUUCGACGUCUAUCGUCGGCUGGUCUUCAACGUCAGUUUCCAGCUACUGAACGUGAAUUCUGGGAAGGAGAACCUCUGCAGACACGCCCAGUGGGCUCCUUCACUACUCGUGUCCUGGGAGAACCGCUCCAGCUGCUACUCCUCCAGAAGACCUCUCUAUCCGACGGAGGACCGAGACUCCGCUGAAGACCUUUCCUCUGCUGAAGACCUCCCCUCUGCUGACGAAGACUUCGACGGCUUCCGGUACCGCCGUGGCCUUCCCUUGAGGUCGCGGAAGGAUCGUGAUGUCUGUCGGCGGGUUCCUUUGGAGGUCAAUUUCCAGGACAUCGGCUGGAAUGCUUGGGUCAUUGCCCCUGCAGGUUACAACGCCUACAGCUGCGUAGGCCGAUGCUCCUACCCCCUGCCCAACCACCAUUCCCCGACGUCCCAUUCCGUGAUCGUGACCCUCCUGAAGGAACUCCAGAUCACCGGCGAAGGAGCCUGCUGCGUCCCCACGGCCUUCGAGCCCCUGCAGCUCCUCUACCUCGACAGGAGGAACAAGGUCGUCCUCAAGGUGUUCAAGGAGAUGGUGGCUACGAAGUGCGGAUGUCGCUAAGGCGAAGUCGAGAAGCAACGGAUUCGGACGAAGGGUCGAGUCGGAGAGUC